AUGCCGUCGUCUAGAUCCGUCUUCCACCGCCAUGGCCAGUGCCUGAUGACCCUCUUUGCCAUGGUGGCGAGCCUCUGCACCGUCGUAACAUCCAUGGACAGCAAGUGGACGUUGGUGCAGUGCAAAUCCUCGAUGGCGCCUUCUCCAGCAGCUCCGGCUCCCUCGCCGUCGUCGUCCUCCUCUUUCAACAGCACGUUCUGGUCCAACGUCGUCGCGCUACUGGACGUGCUCCCGUCGGCCGCGGCGCCCACAGGCUUCGCUUCCCUCGCCCGCGGCAACGGCACCGACCGCGCCUUCGUCCGAGGCAUCUGCCGCGGCGACACCGCGCCGGCCGACUGUUCCAGGUACCUCCGGAGCGCCGCGCUGGAAAUCCAGAGGAGCGGCUGCAACAGCAGCCGCCGCAACGCCAUCUGGUACGACGACGGCUCCACGGUGACAUAUCCGGCGCCGAUGAUGUCCUUCAUCAGCUACGCCGACACCAACACGUCGACCAGCGGCGAGGAUACAAUCCGGUGGUUGGACCACAACACCGGGGAGGUCUCCGACAAGGACGCCUUCGAGGAAACCUACAACGCGCUCAUGAGCAGACUCACCGCGCGCAUCGUCAACGGCUCCUCCGCGUCGUCAUCGCUAGCGCCGAUGUUCGCGACAGGAGAGGCCGUGUAUGACAGCGCUGCCCUAACGGCACCAUGUAUGGGCUGUUGCAGUGCAUGA
Molecule: messenger RNA, 714 nt
Organism: Miscanthus lutarioriparius
Lineage: Eukaryota; Viridiplantae; Streptophyta; Magnoliopsida; Poales; Poaceae
Source: the annotation of a GenBank genome assembly